AUGGCGGCUAUCAACUCAUCACCCGCCAUUGCCGCUAUUGCGGUGAUUGGCAAACACGACAAUCCUCUCCAUAUAUCACUCUUUCCACCUCAUCUGGAAUCCGAAUUCUCCAUGCAAUCUCUCGUCUACUCCUGUCUUGACAUCUUCUCCCUCCGCGCGCAGUCCAAAACCCUCGAUCAAGACCUCGGUCUCCUCCAAGCCAUCGACGAACGUCUAGCUGCUUAUGGUUGGUUGACAAAUACAGGGAUCAAGUUCAUCAUCGUAGUAGACAUGAUGGGCCGCCCGCCUGCUCCUGACGAAGACAAGAGAAAGUUCCCUCCCAUUUUGGGUCUGAGAGACGCAGAUCUCAAGCCUGCAUUCAGGGCCGUGCAAACCGCCUAUAUCCACCUGAUGCUCAACCCCUUUUACUCUCCAGACGAUCGGACUCCUCUACAGAUUGCCAAUUAUGGCGGAAAGAGCCCGGAAAUCACGAGCAAGAAGUUCAUCGACGAGUUACAAAGGAUUGGGAAGGCCUGGGCACCCGGAGUCACCACGAUAUAAGGACUGAACAAGGCACUCGCACCCCGCAGUCAAGACUUGGUACCACCAAUAUUCCAUUUCAGUUGGCCAGACUGGACCUCCGUUUGACCAGGCCAUGUAUAAAUCACUGUGUCCUCCAUAUUGACUAUUCGCACAUGGAUUAGGGCUUCAUUUGUCCCACUGCAAGAUCAAUCUUUGCUGCAGUAUCACCGACCUCAGCGGCUGUUUGGGCCGCCUCAGCUUCUUCCUUGCUAGGCGUUUUCGCGAUAGGCACCUCGUCAAGCUUAUAAGGAUCGAGUUUAUCAGCUGCAGUCGGAG
This is a messenger RNA of Exophiala mesophila, 837 nucleotides long. RefSeq lists its product as uncharacterized. The transcript has a single exon. The coding region runs from base 1 to 540 and encodes 179 amino acids. Gene Ontology annotation, biological process: endoplasmic reticulum to Golgi vesicle-mediated transport. Gene Ontology annotation, cellular component: nucleus; TRAPP complex; cytoplasm. Lineage: Eukaryota; Fungi; Ascomycota; Eurotiomycetes; Chaetothyriales; Herpotrichiellaceae. The record is from RefSeq and is a predicted model, not a curated record.